This is a messenger RNA of Suillus subaureus, 237 nucleotides long. RefSeq lists its product as uncharacterized. Lineage: Eukaryota; Fungi; Basidiomycota; Agaricomycetes; Boletales; Suillaceae. The record is from RefSeq and is a predicted model, not a curated record. The transcript is spliced from 2 exons. The annotation marks the transcript as partial. Gene Ontology annotation, biological process: regulation of DNA-templated transcription.
AAACAAUAUUCAUUCGUGGCCCUGCCUGGAAACGCUGUCAAGAAGCGUCCAAGGCGGCGCUACGACGAGAUUGAACGGCUUUAUCAAUGUUCAUGGCCUUCAUGCUCAAAGGCAUACGGCACUCUAAAUCACUUAAAUGCCCACGUCACCAUGCAGAAACACGGCGUCAAGCGUAGUCCAAAUGAAUUUAAAGAGCUGCGUAAGCAAUGGCGGAAGUCCAAAAAGGAGGAAGCCGAU